UCUUUUAAUUCUAAAGAAAAAUGUGUGUAACUAAACUCUACGGGUGGCGUGACAAACAUAAUAAUACACUUAACAGGUACAUAUCAUUAUCUUUUUGUUGUUGUUGUGACCACGUGUGAAAUGAAUCUUCAGUCAUUAGACCAAACUAUUCAGGACCUAAUUAAUGCCGCAGUGAAGGCCAAAGACAAUGCAUACUGUCCCUACAGUGAUUUCCAUGUAGGUUCUGCUGUUUUAACAGAAGAUGGACAUAUUUUUUCAGGUGCGAAUGUAGAAAACGCAUCAUAUGGUUUGAGUAUUUGUGCUGAAAGAGUUGCCAUUUGCAAAGCAGUUUCCGAGGGAAAACAAAAUAUAAAAGCAAUAGCAGUAAUAUGUGAUGUGAAGAAUGAUUUUAAAGGAUCGUGUGGAGCCUGUCGACAGUUCUUUGUAGAGUUCAACAUGAAGAUGGAUAUAUACUUGGUAAAACCUGAUCUAACAGUGAAGAAAGUAACAGCAGAAGAACUGCUUCCUAUGUCAUUCAAUCCAAAAGCUCUUCAAGCAGAAAGAAUUUCUUAACACGUUUAAUAGUUACCAGAAAGAAUGUAAAUAAGAUGAUGAAUAAAUUUAAAUAAUUUGC
Messenger RNA from Mytilus trossulus (common blue mussel), 613 nucleotides. Its product is annotated as cytidine deaminase-like. The record is from RefSeq and is a predicted model, not a curated record. Bases 121 to 552 code for a protein of 143 amino acids. Gene Ontology annotation, cellular component: cytosol. Gene Ontology annotation, molecular function: cytidine deaminase activity; zinc ion binding. The transcript has 5 exons. NCBI's taxonomy places the organism in Eukaryota, Metazoa, Mollusca, Bivalvia, Mytilida, Mytilidae.